Erpetoichthys calabaricus (reedfish) is the source of this 751-nucleotide messenger RNA. RefSeq lists its product as uncharacterized. The transcript is spliced from 7 exons. The coding region runs from base 95 to 751 and encodes 218 amino acids. The record is from RefSeq and is a predicted model, not a curated record. Lineage: Eukaryota; Metazoa; Chordata; Cladistia; Polypteriformes; Polypteridae.
GUGAUUCACACAAGAUGUCUGACUGGUUUUGUUUCAGGUAUUUGAAGAUGAGAACUCAACUGAACAAGAAGUACCUUCUGAAUUCAAUGGGAAAAUGAAAGAAAAUGCAACUUUGGAUUAUAUGUCUCCAUCAGAGAGUAGUGAGACUACAUUUUCAGAAAACAGUACUACCCUGACAUCCCAGGAUGAGCAAGAAGAAGAUGGUAGAGCUGUUCCUACAUCAAACAGAAAACAAAAGAGACAGAAGCUGUUACGACAAAGGAAGAGGAGGAAUCGUGAAAGUCACCUGAUUUCAGGGGUUAAUCUGCAAAAUUUUGUGCAGACAAUGUUAAGCACAAUCACGGCUCAGAAGGAGGCUACAAGGGAAAUAAAGGAUCAGCUAACAUCACUGAAAGAACAAAUUCAGUCUCAGAUCAUCAUACAGCAGGAGUCAACCAGAAAAAUCUUUCAGUAUUUGUUACGAAUGGUGGAGGGUGAGAAGCAUCAAGAAAACACUGCUAGCCUGGAGGAAAUUCAAUCAUCGCUUGAUACAAAAAGAGAAUGCAUCCAAAGGCAGUACGAUUCGCUCCAGAAUAUCUUGAUAGUCUUGAGGUUUCAUUGUUCCCUGAUCAGACUCAAAGCACCCCAUGUCAGACGCAGCAAAGCAGCACCAAAAUAUAACUGGGCCUCCUCCAUGUUUCACACCAGUGGAGUCCUCCUGAGUCUUCUUCCCUUGAGCCCACUGCCACUCAAAAAGCAGAGGAUGGUGUGA